Molecule: messenger RNA, 2571 nt
Organism: Peromyscus eremicus (cactus mouse)
Lineage: Eukaryota; Metazoa; Chordata; Mammalia; Rodentia; Cricetidae
Gene: B3galt1
Product: beta-1,3-galactosyltransferase 1
Exons: 3
Coding region: 411-1391 (326 amino acids)
Cellular component (GO): membrane
Molecular function (GO): N-acetyl-beta-D-glucosaminide beta-(1,3)-galactosyltransferase activity
Source: RefSeq, a predicted model, not a curated record
GGAAGGAAGAAAUAGGUUUCCAUGGAGCUGUGGAUGGUGUUCAUCUCAGGAUUCUGCAAGUUGGUGGACAGCAGCUUCUGGAAUAAGCUUCUCAAAUCUCCAUCCACCAAUGGAGACUGUGAUAGAUGCUCUCUGCAGCUGGGAUGAAAAGAAAGCAGAGGCAGCAGGCUUGGUCCAGCAGAGUCCUGAGGAAGAUUUCUGAGGCAUGGAGCUUCCACCAGGUUUGAAAGAAACUAAAGUGAGUGUGACAAUGCCAUGACACAACUGAGGUCCACGGGCACCUGCCAACUAUCUCCUCUCUUGCAGAGUUUUCAGAUUGCUGAGUAAUAUGCUGCCUUUGCAAGAGGACAAGAAGCUAGUGCCCAAAAGACGUGUUCUUCAGCAUUUGGACUAGACGUGUUCUCAAGACAAUGGCUUCGAAGGUCUCCUGUCUAUAUGUUUUGACCGUUGUGUGCUGGGCCAGCGCUCUCUGGUACUUGAGCAUAACACGACCUACUUCUUCCUAUACUGGCUCAAAGCCAUUCAGUCACCUAACAGUUGCCAGGAAAAACUUCACCUUUGGCAACAUAAGAACUCGACCUAUAAACCCACAUUCUUUUGAAUUUCUUAUAAACGAGCCCAACAAAUGUGAGAAAAACAUCCCUUUCCUUGUGAUCCUCAUCAGCACCACACACAAGGAGUUUGAUGCACGCCAGGCAAUCCGGGAGACAUGGGGGGAUGAGAACAACUUCAAAGGGAUCAAGAUAGCCACACUUUUCCUCCUGGGCAAAAAUGCUGAUCCUGUUCUGAACCAGAUGGUGGAGCAAGAGAGCCAGAUCUUCCAUGACAUCAUAGUGGAGGACUUCAUUGACUCCUAUCACAACCUGACCCUCAAAACCUUAAUGGGGAUGAGAUGGGUUGCCACUUUCUGUUCAAAAGCCAAGUAUGUCAUGAAAACAGACAGUGACAUUUUUGUGAACAUGGACAACCUUAUUUAUAAACUCCUGAAACCUUCUACCAAGCCAAGAAGGAGGUAUUUUACUGGUUAUGUCAUCAAUGGCGGACCGAUCCGGGAUGUCCGCAGUAAGUGGUAUAUGCCUAGGGAUUUGUACCCUGACAGCAACUACCCACCAUUCUGUUCAGGAACUGGCUAUAUCUUUUCUGCUGAUGUGGCAGAACUCAUUUACAAGACCUCACUCCAUACCAGGCUGCUUCAUCUUGAAGAUGUAUAUGUGGGACUGUGUCUUCGAAAGCUCGGCAUACAUCCUUUCCAGAAUAGUGGCUUCAAUCACUGGAAGAUGGCCUACAGUUUGUGUAGGUACCGUCGGGUCAUCACGGUCCAUCAGAUCUCUCCAGAAGAAAUGCACAGAAUCUGGAAUGAUAUGUCAAGCAAGAAGCAUCUCAGAUGUUAGGGUUUUUAUCGCUGUAAAUAAGUUUCUUUUCUAAGAAAUGGGGACUAAGGUGUUGGUAUUUAACAGGUGUCACCAAGGAAAAAUGACCUGGUAAGGGGUUUUGUAAAGUUGUUGCUUCCUAUUCCCAGUUCCUUUCUUGGAUCGCUAAUUUACAAUUCUUGGGCUCAGUCAUAGAAACAGCGAGUGAGUUAGAAGGGCCAGAACACAUUCUCAGGUCCUGAGACAUUGUUUCAAGAAGUGACUCUCAAUAACUGCUAGGAUUUAUGGACUGUGCAUCUGAGAUAAAAAUCUGGGUCAGGAAAUGGAAACUCACACUAAGGUCUUCAUAUCAUCUCUGCAAAAAUAAAUAGUAACUCUUAGGAAAAAAAAAACAAGUCAGAAAAGAUACAUAGUCAGGAAAACACACUGGAUGUGAUUUUUUUUUAAUGCUGUGCGUUAUUGUCACAUUAGAUUUUUACAUAUAUUGCCAUGAAAUGUGUACAGAAUUUGUGAUUCUACCAAUAAUUGAUUUUAUUCCCGGUAGGGAGACUGUGAUGAAAUAGAUAAAAAUUGAAACUUGAGAAUCAGGUAUUCUGUAUGUAUAGAAAGCACCUAGACUUAUACUUCCAAGGAUUAAAUCUGGUCAGCAGGUGGGAUGUACAUAAAAUGCUACUUUAUGGAAACAAAUGAACAAUUUUUUUCUUUUUCAGUACAAAUAUUACAUGGUGCCACCAAGGAGACUGCCCAAUGUAGUACUGUCGCCUGCUCCCUUCCAUGUAAUGCCUUUAAGUGCAUUUUACAGGUUUUGGACCAGGCAGGUGUGUGUCUCCAUGUGUAGAAAACAAGUUGGUAGGAGGCCCAGAAACAACACAUAGCAGUUGGUAAAAUGCAACUUCAUGUCUCCAUUCUAACUAGCAUACGCUUAGCAACAGUGUACAAUGCCCCCCCCCCCCGUGCUUAUUUGCAAAGCACGUGAGGAAACCUUUAACAAUUACCAGUGUUACUGAAAGAUGUGGCCCUGCUACCAACAAAUAUGUAAUACGCUCAUGACAUCUAAAACAUUUAUGUACUUUUAGAAGCCAAGCUGUUUUUGAGAUGUUCUGGAGGUUCUGUGGCUGAGAUCCAAGGGAAGGAAGAAUGAGGAAGCCUGAGUUCAGAUCCCGUUGAUGCCACAAAUUUACAUGGACCAUAUGAACAGGCA